AUGGCGGAACGACGCUGUUCAGUGUCGCGUCAACCUUUUGACAGAUUUAUUCCGUUCCGACCAAACUUGGACGUAGACUCCUCAUACGCGCGGAUAAUGUCGUCGGCACCGUCGGGAUCCACUCCUCGUGCAUCGUCGGUUGCAGAUUGCAGCCAGUUUAAAACGCCGUUGUCCAAAGAGUACACGCGCCUGCUGUCGGAGUCAACGCCCAUCGGCCGUGGAAGCAUCCUACCCAUCCGACGGCCACCGGCAACUAGUCCGUUCAGCAAGCGUAUGGACCACCUGUUCGGCGUAAGCCCUGUGGACGAGGGGUACGACUCCCCCGGCAAGGCGAACGUCCAUCGCCGCAUACCCGCCUCACCAGAGUGUAUCAUGGACAUGCCCGGUCUCAGGGAUGACUUCUACACGAACCUGCUGGACUGGAGCGUAGGGAACAUGAUCGCCGUCGCGUUACACCAGUCAACGUACGUAUGGAACGCGGAGAGCAAGGAGUGCCAGCGCAUCGAGAUCUACGUGCCUGACGUCACUUCCGGUUACUACAUAUCCGCUCUCUCCUGGGACACCAAGGAUGGAAACCUGGCCAUUGCCGAGAACAAGGGCAGAAUAAAUGUGUGUGACGUUGAAAAGAUGGCUACGAGUCGGCAGUUUGACGCCUGGAGCGAGAAGUGUCCUGUCGGUGUGAUUAGAUGGACCGAUUACGGGCUUAUCAGUGGAAACAGAAAGGGAGCGAUCACAUUGCACGACAUGCGGACCAAACAUCCACACAUGGUAUGUCUCACGAACGGCUCCGCGCGGGAGGUUUGCGGCCUCGCGCUGUCUCACGGUACUUCCUGUCUGGCGUCUGGUGGUGACGACGGCGUGGUCAACCUUUGGGACAUGCGCAUGAUGCAGAAAAUCCGCUCCAUUACGGCUCAUACCGCGUGUGUUAAGGCGCUGGCGUGGUGUCCAUGGCGACAAGGUGUUCUGGCGACAGGAGGCGGCACGAGUGACGGCCACAUACGGUUGUGGUACGCGCAGUCUGGGGACAAGCUUGGAGAGGCGUUUACUCGAUCGCAGGUGUGCGGUCUGGUUUGGUCUGAGGAGUACAAGGAGCUUGUAUCGGCUUUAGGGUCGGCCACGCCUGACAAAAAUGAUCUGAUCUUGUGGAACAUGAAGAACAGCGAGUUUGACCCAGUGGCCCGCCUGAGGCACCACAUGGCGCGGCCCCUGCACGUGGCACUCAGUCCCGACCAUACCACUAUAGCCACGGCAGGUGCGGAUGAGUCCCUGUGUCUGUGGAACACAUUCCCAAAGCGAUGUAGCCAGCGUCUGUGGAGUCCUUGGGAUCGCUCACCGCUCAACCCUAGCAGCUACAUCCGGUAAACGGUUUGGACGGCCGGAUAUGGUGUAAUAUUGACAACGUGGUUGGUUCAACUGUUAGUACAAAGUGCAUAUUCGCCUGUCAGUGAACAUUAUACGCACAACAUGGAAAACAUUCCGUUCAUUUAGUGCUAUUGUCAGUUAUCAUUUGUUUACCACUUUGACCUGAAAUUUAGGCACAUAACUUUGAAUUUAUUGUAUUUU
This is a messenger RNA of Mya arenaria, 1563 nucleotides long. RefSeq names its product cell division cycle protein 20 homolog. Bases 1 to 1362 code for a protein of 453 amino acids. The record is from RefSeq and is a predicted model, not a curated record. The transcript has 8 exons. Lineage: Eukaryota; Metazoa; Mollusca; Bivalvia; Myida; Myidae. Gene Ontology annotation, cellular component: anaphase-promoting complex. Gene Ontology annotation, biological process: anaphase-promoting complex-dependent catabolic process; positive regulation of ubiquitin protein ligase activity; positive regulation of anaphase-promoting complex-dependent catabolic process. Gene Ontology annotation, molecular function: anaphase-promoting complex binding; protein binding; ubiquitin ligase activator activity.